This is a messenger RNA of Petromyzon marinus (sea lamprey), 1321 nucleotides long. It is a transcript of the gene PYM1, whose product is annotated as PYM1 exon junction complex associated factor. Gene Ontology annotation, molecular function: RNA binding. The record is from RefSeq and is a predicted model, not a curated record. Gene Ontology annotation, biological process: exon-exon junction complex disassembly. Lineage: Eukaryota; Metazoa; Chordata; Hyperoartia; Petromyzontiformes; Petromyzontidae. Gene Ontology annotation, cellular component: cytoplasm; exon-exon junction complex.
GGGUCUCUGUCUGAGUGUACAGGGACCCCUGCAGGAGAGAAGGGGGUCCCUGCCUGGCACCGGGAUUGGCUGGACGAGCCGGGGGCUGCCUCCUUUUCCCGUUCCGGGUCGAGCCGGGCGCUCAUGGCCGCGAAUUACGGGGAGGGCGAUGCUGGGAAGUUCAUCCCCGCGUCGCGUCGCGCCGAUGGGACGUGGAGGAAACCGCGGAGGGUGAAGGAGGGCUACGUACCCCCCGAGGAAGUUCCCGUCUACGAGAACAAGUAUGUGAAGUUCUACAAGAGCAAGCCGAGCCUGCCCCCGGGCCUCUCUGUGGCUUCCGCCGGUGAACUGAAGCAGAAGCCGCAGCAGGAGGGCGACCAGUCCGGCGGCGCCGCGCUUUCCAAAACAGCCAAGAAGAACCUUCGGCGCAAGGAGAAGCGCAAGCAGCAGCAGCAGCAGCAGGAGCCUCGCGAGGGCGGCGGUGGGCACGAUGAGGACGACGACGACGACGACGACGGUGGGGACGCUGACACCGCGGCCUUGAGCGAGGCUCUGCGCAGGAGCAGCAUCGCCGAGCGGGAUGGCGGAGACCCUGGCGAGGAGCGGAAAGCGGCGGCGCCCGCCUCCGCCGAGGAGCCCCACGCGGCGGGCGCCUCGGAUUUGGUGAAACGAAUCAAAAAUCUGAAGAAGAAAUUGAGACAGAUCGAGGAACUGGAGCAGAAGAUCCGGUCCGGGGAGUUGCUCCAGCCCAGCAAGGAACAGCAGGAAAAGCUGGCCCGGAAGUCGGCGUUGGAACAGGAGCUGGCGCCGCUGGAGUAACUCUGCCAGGCGGAAGAAAAGCCCGGAUCCGUUUUGCCUCUGGAGGGUCGCGUUUUCUUUUUUUUUGUUUUUACUACUUUAUUUCCCCUUUGUCCGCCACGGUCCUCCCGCUCGUCUCGGCGUCGCGUUUCCACCGGCCGGGGGCCCUUCACGUGGCUCGGCCCGACAGCCCGCGACAACGUGCGAUUGCUCGAGUGAGCCGACCCGCGGUGCGAUCAUCGCUCCACUCGGUCGUAUCGCGUCCGCCGCUGGACGGAGGGGCGACGGGCGGCACUUGGCGACGUCGUCGUCGCACCGGUUGACCGCUGCUGCCGAUCGUCCUCGCCGGCCCCCCCACGGAGCCCCCCACGGAGCCCCCCACCCCCCCCCCCCCCCCCCCCCGACCACACGGUCUCCCGAACGGGCCGCCGCUCCUCGGUCGGCAGCCGGCCACCUCGUCGCGAUGCUCUCAAUGCUGUCUCGGUCGCCGCUGCUCGUCGAGAAAUAAAGGGAGGCAGCGCGCGCCCCCUUUGUGUUUUACCUC